GUUUCUGAUAACUAAUUAAUCUUUAAAACGGUUCUGAAAAACAUCAGGAAGAAACUGUGCUGAUGUUGAGAAUAAACGAGAAAUGGACAUAAGUGUAGAGAGAAACACAUACAUGUCAGUCAUCAAGGCAGAUGGAAUUAAGCGGAGAACGGAGGGGAAUGACAGGCGUGCCGCUUUUAGAAAGAACAUAACAAUUAUCAUGAGCUCAUGUACGGCGUACCCUUUUAAAUAUGGAAAAGGAUCAUAUUUAUGUUUCUUCUGUAAGAACACAUUUUUAGAACCGGAAAAAUUAAGAGAACAUACCCAAAAAGAUCACUCCGGUCUAAUGUUUCAGUUGAAAAAAUAUGAACCUCUGAAAAUGGACUUUGCAAUCACAUACUGCAAAUUGUGCGGCAUUAAUAUUAAUAAUUACGUUUCAUUGAAAUCACAUUUACGGGAGCAUGGGAAAGUGUUGGACUGUGCGUACGGUGAAUCGAUUCUUCCUUAUAAAUUGAUUAAAGACGAACAUUGCUGUCAGGUUUGUGGGAAACGGUACGAAACGUUCCUUAGUCUCCAUAAACAUAUGAACACUCACUAUGAACAUUUCAUUUGCGAAACAUGCGGUAAGGGUUUUGCUACAGCUCAGCGUAUGCUCAAUCAUUCGCGGACGCAUGAAAGGCGGGAUUUCCCCUGCAAGCAUUGUGGGAAAACGCUGGAGUCAUAUGCGUCGCUCUACACCCAUAUAGUUAAAGUCCACCGUUUAAAUAAGAGGUAUAAGUGUCCUAUAUGCGACGAGAAGUUUUCUGCGUACAAAUAUAGAAUGAAACAUUUGAAUACAGUUCACGGAGAAAAAACAGCAUCAUUUCCGUGUCCAUCUUGUCCAAAGGUUUUCGAUCUUUGUAGUCGACGGACCGCUCAUAUACGAUCUCUCCAUUUGCAGGAACGUAAUCACGCCUGCUCGGUCUGCGGAAUGAAGUUCUUUAGUAACUACGAAUUGCAAGAGCAUAGUGUUAAGCAUGUGGGUGCUAGAAUAUAUCAAUGUGAUGUUUGUAAAAAAUCCUACGCUAGAUUAAAGACUUUACGCGAACACAUGAGAAUUCAUAAUAAUGACAGGCGAUUUGUGUGUCCUGUUUGCGGGCAAUCUUUCAUUCAAAAAUGUAGCUUGAAAAAACACAUAACGGUCCAUCAUCCCAUGCAAAUUAAAUCCGAUGUUUUUUAAAUAUAAAUAUAUAAAAUAAAUAAAAGUAUUGUUUUCUGAGUUUCAAAGUGCAAUAAUCUCUUUCAAAAAUAGCCAUAUUUGCUCUUAGAAUAUAUUUUUUAAGCUUUAGUGUGAACCCUUGUUAUUUAUAAAUAUAAUAUGGACUUUUACUGCAUACAAUUUCAAAUGUUCUGUAGUAAUAAAGUAUGUAUUGAAUUCACAUAGUUUUAUUACGCGUACACCUUAAAAAUAUAUCAAAUAUUCAAAAU
Molecule: messenger RNA, 1446 nt
Organism: Nymphalis io (European peacock)
Lineage: Eukaryota; Metazoa; Arthropoda; Insecta; Lepidoptera; Nymphalidae
Product: zinc finger protein 260-like
Exons: 2
Coding region: 83-1198 (371 amino acids)
Biological process (GO): regulation of transcription by RNA polymerase II
Cellular component (GO): nucleus
Molecular function (GO): DNA-binding transcription factor activity, RNA polymerase II-specific; RNA polymerase II transcription regulatory region sequence-specific DNA binding
Source: RefSeq, a predicted model, not a curated record